Molecule: messenger RNA, 1854 nt
Organism: Daucus carota subsp. sativus
Lineage: Eukaryota; Viridiplantae; Streptophyta; Magnoliopsida; Apiales; Apiaceae
Product: DEAD-box ATP-dependent RNA helicase 21-like
Exons: 1
Coding region: 151-1854 (567 amino acids)
Biological process (GO): mRNA splicing, via spliceosome
Cellular component (GO): catalytic step 2 spliceosome
Molecular function (GO): RNA binding; ATP binding; RNA helicase activity
Source: RefSeq, a predicted model, not a curated record
AUAAAGUUGUAAAAUUUAAUUAGGGCUAGAAGUUAUCGUUGGUGGGUUUGUAGGGAUUGUUGAGAUAAAGCUGUGAAAUUUGAUUAGGAUUAGAAAUUACGUGUCUAUAAAUACAGUAUUUUUAUAGAAUUCAAUAUUAGUCGUAAUUUGAUGGAUAAACCAGUGUUCCGCACGAAAUCACAGCGUCAAUAUUCAGAGCCCCAGAGGUCCCCUGAUGUUGGCUUGAGGAAAAGAGCACGCUUGGAUGAAGAAGAAAACAAGCUACAGCAUGAGAAAGAAGUGCAACAAGUCAUAAAAAAGCAGUACAUGGGUUUUGAGAAGAAGCCAAAGAAAAGGGUUAUCAAGGCAAGAAGAUUUUGUUUCGACUGGGACAAAUCUGAUGAUACUUCUACUGAUCAUAAUGAAAAUCCCCAGGUGGCUCGCCUCCUUUUCGGUCGCGGCUCAUGGGCUGGGAUAGACAUUCAGGAGCAGAAGAAGAAGAACAAGGACCAGUACCUUCACUGGUCCAAAAAGGCUUUGCAUGAGAUGACUCCGAGAGACUGGCGAAUAUUUAAAGAAGAUUUUAAUAUUUCUUACAAGGGUUCUCGAGUACCUCACCCUGUCAGAAACUGGAACGAGAGUAAUCUGAGUUGGGAAUUGUUGAAGGUUGUGGAGAGAGCUGGGUACAAAACGCCUACCCCCAUUCAAAUGGCUUCCAUUCCCCUUGGAUUACAGCAACGUGAUGUUAUUGGCAUCGCGGAAACAGGGUCUGGGAAGACCGCGGCUUUUCUUCUUCCUUUGUUGAAUUACAUAAUUACUAAGUUACCUCCAAUGAGUGGGGACAAUAGGGAGGAGGGUCCUUAUGCGGUUGUCAUGGCGCCAACUCGAGAGCUUGCUCAGCAGAUUGAACAUGAAACUGUCAAGUUUGCGCGCUAUUUAGGCAUUAAAGUUGUUUCUAUUGUUGGUGGAAAAUCGAUUGAUGAACAAGCUUUGAAGAUUAGGCAAGGCUGUGAGGUCAUCAUUGCGACUCCAGGGCGUCUCAUUGACUGCUUAGAGAGGCAAUAUGUUGUUCUUAAUCAGUGUAACUAUGUUGUUCUUGAUGAAGCUGAUCGGAUGAUUGACAUGGGCUUUGAGCCCCAAAUUGUACGAGUCCUGGAUGCAAUGCCGUCAACCAAUUUCAAACCAGGGAAUGAGGAUGAGGAGCUUGAUGAGAAGAAGAUUUACCGGACAACUUAUAUGUUUAGUGCUACAAUGCCACCUGCUGUUGAACGUCUGGCCAGGAAGUACUUGAGGAAUCCUGUAGUCGUUAGCACUAGUACUGCAGGAAAAGCGACUCACCUUAUUUCUCAACAUGUCAUGUUGGUAAAGGAUUCGCAGAAAAUGGUCAAGUUGCAGGAAUUGUUGGAUCAACUCGGUGAUCAGACUGUUAUUGUGUUUGUCAACACGAGGAAGGCUGCUGAUUUUAUUUCUGAUCAUAAGGCCAACUACCGCCUAACAACUUUGCACGGUGGCAAGUCAAAGGAUCAGAGGGAUUUUGUUUUAGAAGACUUCAGGAACAAAAGAUACAAUAUCUUAGUGGCCACUGAUGUAGCAGGACGAGGUAUUGAUAUACCUGAUUUGGCUCAUGUAAUUAAUUAUGAUAUGGCUCCUGAUAUUGAAACAUACACCCAUCGUAUUGGACGGACAGGACGUGCAGGGAAGAAAGGUAUAGCCACAACAUUGCUGACAAUACAAGACAGUCAUGUCUUUUAUGACCUCAAGCAGAUGCUUAUCCAGAGUAAGAGUCCUGUACCACCGGAAUUAUCAAGACACGAGGCGUCAAAAUGUAAGCCUGGUUCUCUUCCCGACAGACCACCUAGAUGCAAUAACAUGUAA